AUGGUUGCGCCUGCUGUCCCUGAGCUUACAGAGGAGGUGCUCCACGAAUCGCUCGAUGCUCGAACCGAAUCGCUCUCGAGUCUUCGGGAGCUCGGCCCUCCGGAUCUGGUUCAUUUGGUGAAGCAGGGCAUUCGCAAUCAGGGGAAGCAGAUUGGUAUCUAUCACCAUGUCACCGGCGUCGACGCUUCUUCCUCUGCCAGCCUGGCAGCAUACAUCAACACUCUAACCUACAGAGAGCACGGCCCGAAUGCGACUAACAAGAUUGUCGAAGGCGUGUACUGCUGCUACAAUGCGUUCUCGAGACUGGAUAUGCGUAUACAUGUUUCCAUUCCUGGAACUGUCGAGAGCUACUGCGUGGACGAGCGAGGCGAUAAGAGAAAAGCCACCGACGAACUCUGGCUGGAGACAUAUCUUUGCAGUGUCUUACGAGCAUAUUCAUACGCCGAUGAUGGUAGCGGCGAGACGAUCCGAAAGAUUAUGGGAGUACGUCGCUUCAACCCGGUCACCAAUACCGAGACAGAGCACCGGUUCCUCCACUCCGCAGAGCAACUCUUUUUCAGAGGUUACCAAUUGGGUUCGGAUUCUGUUGUACAAGUGCCAACUAACGUAUCCAACCACCUCACCGUUGGUCUUCUGAAGUACCUGGAGACGACGGGUCGAUAUGCUUCCGGAAUUAACCUGUUCGAAAAGCUCCGGUCUCAGAGUGUUGAAGUAUCGUCCCUGUUGGCCAAGGUUCAAUUCAUGGGCAAUGAGGAGGUUGCAGGUGUUAGGACGUUGCAUCAUGCUCUACUCGAAAUUCCCAUGGAUUAUGUCAUGCUCGACACCCAGGCAGAGUUUUUGCUACACAAGGCCAAGACCGCACCCACGCUCGAGCUCAAGGAAGAGAGGCUGAGGAUGGCGCUGAAGUGCGCAGAUCGCGGCACGAUCGCGGCACCUAGCGAAUUCGGCACCUGGGCUCGCCUAGCACAGGUCUAUGUGGCCAUGGAAGACUGGGAGAAUGCACUCACGAUUCUCAAUUCGUGCCCCAUGUUUUCCUACCAGGACAAGGAUACUCCAAUCAUGCCAGAGCCUAGAGAGGUGCAGCUGCCAACCCUCGCCGAAACCAGACUCGACGAAAUCGAUAGCGAACCCGAAGGACGAUUCUCAGAUCAAGUUGACCCUAACCUCCUUGGUCUGCGAGCAGCAUCUUACAAGGGCACGUUCAAGCAGGCGUACAAUAUUCUAACAGAAAUGACAGCCAAAAUUGGUUGGGACCAACUUCUAAAAAUCCGCAGCACCGUAUUCGUCAUGGAAGACGAGUACCGCACAGAGAAGCACGAGGCGUCGAGGAGAAACCCUAGCAUUGAUGGUCUUCGAGGCACCCCAGUUCCUACCGCGAACGGCGAUGAUGAGUCUGAGGAUGACGAACAUGACGAGACGGUUAUCAAGAUGGGCGAGAACGACUCGGCUACGGAUGCCCUGAGGGUCAACGGUGGCGCCGGCGUCGAGGUCGGCGAGGUUGAGAGACCUUCGAGUGCGAUCGAUCCUGGUGACACGGAAAAUGGCGAUUCCAAUGAUGACCAUCUAUCCAAGCUCAAUACCAAGCGCCUUUGUGAGAGGUGGUUGGACAGCUUGUUCAUGGUUCUCUAUGAGGAUCUCAAGGUUUACACCAUCUGGCGUACACAGAUGGCGCAAUACCGCGCUCAACAGCUCCAGUAUAAGAAAUCCGCUGAGGAGUGGGCGAUUCUGGGAUCGUUGGCUGAGCGGCUACAGCAUCUGGAUGAAGCUGUCGAGGCGUACCGUGCCUGUCUGUCACUUCGGUUCAGCCCCAAGGCGCUUGCUGGAAUCUUGCGUGUUUACAAACACGACAAGAACACCAGGGACAUGGUCCAGUCGGUGAUUAGACUGGUUGCCUGGCAGUACCGCUGGUACAGCGAGUUCAGCCCCGAGCUUUUGCACACAAUCAGGAGUCUGAUUGAGGAUGAAGGGGCCGUCAAGGUUCGAAGUAUUGUGCAAGCAACAAGCCUGCCACAAACCGUACUGGAUCUCACACACCACUACGCGGCACUUUGCGCCACAUUCCGAAGCAGCGGCACUGAUGCUUCUUCCAACCUCGCAGGCAGCGCUCGCCUCGACGACCAACAAUUCGACUGGGCGAGACAGAAGCUGAGACUCGAGACGAAAUCACAACUCGAUCCAAGCGGAAAGAAAUCCGGAAUUCUGCCUCGUCAUGGCAUCGGCAUCAGCAUCGGCGACUGCUGCGCCAGUCGAUGCAGCGUCGAUGCCCCCGGCCAUCGCUCUGGAAAAACUACUUUCAUGCGACGAAUCAACGCCUAUCUUCACUCGAAGCAAACGCCGCCCUAUGUGAUCAAUCUCGAUCCUGCCGUCCUCAACGUUCCCUUCGAGUCCAAUAUUGACAUCCGCGAUUCGGUCAACUACGAAGAGGUCAUGAAACAGUACAAUCUCGGCCCCAACGGCGGUAUCCUCACCUCUCUGAACCUCUUCGCCACCAAGGUCGACCAGAUUGUCAAUUUGCUAGAGAAGCGCGCAGUACCAGACCCCGGGGUUCCCGACCGCAAGCCCAUCGAGAACAUUCUUGUCGACACGCCAGGACAGAUCGAGGUCUUCGUCUGGUCAGCGUCCGGUACCAUCCUGCUGGAAAGUCUAGCGAGCUCGUUCCCAACCGUCAUCGCCUAUAUCAUCGACACGCCACGCACCUCAUCAACGUCAACCUUCAUGUCCAAUAUGCUCUACGCCUGCUCCAUUCUCUACAAGACGAAGCUCCCCAUGAUCCUUGUCUUCAACAAGACCGAUGUCAAGGAUGCAUCAUUUGCCAAAGAGUGGAUGACCGACUUUGAGGCUUUCCAGGAGGCUCUCCGCCGCGACGAGGACGCGGAUAUGAUGGGCGGCGGCGAGGGCGCAUCCGGCCACGGGGGAAGCGGGUACAUGGGCAGCCUGCUCAACUCUAUGAGUCUGAUGCUCGAAGAGUUCUACUCCCACCUCAGCGUUGUCGGGGUAAGCUCAAAGGUGGGAACCGGGAUCGACGAGUUCUUCGAGGCUGUUGAGGAGAAGAAGAAGGAAUUCAUUGAUGACUACCUCCCAGAGCUGCAGCGACGGAGGCAAGAGCGGGAAGAGGCAAGGAAGAAGUCCCGUGACAAGGAGCUUGACAAGAUGAUGCAGGGCAUGUCUGUCGGUGCCGUGGCUCCCAUUCUCCGCACCGGGGAUGAUGACGAUGAUAUUGACGUCGCCAGCGACGUUGAUGAUGACGAGGACGAGGACGAGGACGAGAAUGAUGCAGAGGGGCUGCAAUCACGAUACCAAGCAGCAAUGGGGGAGAAGGACGACUCGGUCAUGGCAGAUGCAAGCUUCGCCAAGUACCUGUACAAGCGAGGAUGA
Molecule: messenger RNA, 3375 nt
Organism: Clonostachys solani
Lineage: Eukaryota; Fungi; Ascomycota; Sordariomycetes; Hypocreales; Bionectriaceae
Source: the annotation of a GenBank genome assembly